CGAUUCGAUUGGAGAAGGAAGAGAUUGAAAUUGCAUGGAUAAGCCAAAAGCACCGUUUCCCCAAACCUCAGCUCUCUUGCGCAGCCGAUUGUCGACGUGUCUCAUUCUGUUUCAAGGGUGGUGGCUGUGAGGCUGGUUGUUUCGCCCAUCUAAUUGGGGGUGGAUUCACCGGAUUCGCCUAUCAUCCAUGUCGGGUUUCGCGGAUUUCGAUGCCGGUCAUCGUGACUUGGUGUCGGUGACAAAGUUCAAUUUCUAUGGCAAUCGCAUUCUAACGGCGUCUACCGACCAUCGCAUGAAAGUCUGGGACCAGAAGGAUGGAGAAUGGCGAUUAGUAGAUACAUGGCGCGCCCAUGACGCGGAGAUCCGCGAUGCGACUUGGAAUGGACCUUUUACUGGCCAGCACAUCGGCAGUGUGGGUGAGGAUAUGAAAUGCAAGAUAUGGCAAGAAGAUGUUACGCAGCCUCUGAACUCGGGCCGGCGUUUCAGAUCCAUCUUUCGCCUGACAGCGCCGCAGCGCCACCCGUUCGUUUCCAUCGACUUUCGCAACAUUGAUCUUGAAUCAUGGCUCGCAGUGAUCACGCGCGACGGGUACCUAAUGGUCAUGGAACCGGUCAGCCCGGACACCCUUGCGGAUUGGCAGCCAUUGGAUCAAUUUCGUGUCUGUAGUGCCCCCCAGAGAGGGGAGGAAACGAGCUUCAAGGUCCAGUUUCACCACGAUCCCACGGAUAUCACUCAUUCAGUUUCACCCUCUUGGGACAGAAAAAGUCUUUCCCUCGUCGUGGCAGCUAUGGACAGUGUUAAAAUAUACCGUACCGAUGCCAAUCGACGCUUCUACCAUGCGAUCGAGUUAAGUGGCCAUGGCGGUCUUGUCCGAGACAUUUCCUGGGCCAAUGGCUCGGUUCGUGGAUACGACCUAAUUGCAAGCGGUUGUAAAGACGGGUUCAUUCGUGUAUUUGAGGUCUACACCUCGCCUUCUGACACUAAGAACAAGAAGCAAAAUGGUAGUCAUGCUCGAUCGAUUUCGCAGUCGCUAUCAAUACGCACGCAGGCCCAGUCAGGAAUCGGAUCGGCUUUAGCAAAUCACGCCCCUGCUGCUUCUCUUUCCGACCGUGCGGCAACCGAUGAUUCUAACUUCAAGCAUACAUCUAAGGAAGUCGCGUGUAUCGAUAGCAAACACCUUGAUGUGUGGCAAGUGGGCUUUUCGUACGCCGGUGACUGUCUCAUCUCCUCGGGCGACGAUGGUGCUGUGCGCUUCUGGAAAAAGUCCCUUUCAGGGCAAUGGCUAGAAUAUGCCGAGACUGAUAUGGCCCAUCAGUAAUUUGCAUCCCUGGUUGGAAUAUGUUUGACCGAUGAUCAGAGUGUCGACACGGAGUAUUUCUAUUUCUCUAUUAUGGGUAAUAGCUUCCAUUGGCUUUCCUGGUCUUUGAACGCUCUUUAUCAUUCGUGGUAUUCCUAUACCCUUGUUCUCUUCUCAUAUUUCUCUCUUCAAGUUCGAAAUGGCGUUUAUUAUGACUC
Messenger RNA from Aspergillus homomorphus CBS 101889, 1515 nucleotides. RefSeq names its product putative nuclear pore protein (SEH1). Gene Ontology annotation, molecular function: protein binding; structural molecule activity. NCBI's taxonomy places the organism in Eukaryota, Fungi, Ascomycota, Eurotiomycetes, Eurotiales, Aspergillaceae. The coding region runs from base 188 to 1318 and encodes 376 amino acids. Gene Ontology annotation, biological process: cellular response to amino acid starvation; positive regulation of TORC1 signaling. The record is from RefSeq and is a predicted model, not a curated record. The transcript is spliced from 3 exons. Gene Ontology annotation, cellular component: nuclear pore outer ring; Seh1-associated complex.